Neocloeon triangulifer is the source of this 1490-nucleotide messenger RNA. Its product is annotated as lanC-like protein 3 homolog. Gene Ontology annotation, cellular component: plasma membrane. The record is from RefSeq and is a predicted model, not a curated record. Lineage: Eukaryota; Metazoa; Arthropoda; Insecta; Ephemeroptera; Baetidae. Bases 3 to 1226 code for a protein of 407 amino acids. The transcript has 5 exons. Gene Ontology annotation, biological process: carbohydrate metabolic process; peptide modification.
CAAUGAGUGCGCCCAAGCGAUACUUUCCUAACAACCUGCCCAUAGGGGAAGAUUGCGUCUUGAGCAAGAGUGUCCUGAAAUGUAGUGUCAUUGAGAAAUACGAAACGAUUGUCCAAAAACAACAGGCCGACCCACAGGAUGCUGAGGGUGGUCUCUACGUGGGGAUUGCCGGGAUCGGCUAUCUCUGUUAUCACUUGAGCAAGUCACCGAUAUUCCAGGACAGCAAGGGUGCUCUUCAGAGCAAAGCCAAGGAGUACCUUGAAGCUGCUCUUGAGGCUGGUCGUCACAAGAAGGGCAAUUCCAGGGAUGACACUGCAUUUAUAUUGGGCAACGCUGGACUGUAUGCAAUUUGUGCUGCGGUUUUUAACGAUGAUGGCUUUUUGCGUGACUAUGCCAAGGGAUUGUCCAACUGCUUGAAAACUAACUUCAUUUCAUGUGGCAGUGACGAACUCUUUGUCGGAAGAGCCGGCUACGUGAUGGGCAUCCUAUGGCUUCGGAAAACUCUUCAACAACCAGUGAUUGCAGACAAGGACCUAAUGGCCAUAUGUACCGUAAUCGUCGAGUCCGGCCGACAGUACGCACGGCAUCACCGUAGCCCCUGUCCAUUGAUGUAUGCUUACUACGGCACUGAGUACUUAGGUGCAGCCCAUGGUUUGUGUGCAAUUCUGCAAGCCCUUUUGAGUGUGCCAAGUUUCAUUAGUAGCAGUGACCCUUCAGUCGAAAAAGACAUCCGGACCAGCGUGGACUACCUGCUGUCCCUGCAGACACCAUCAGGGAAUUUUCCAAGCGACCUUUCGGAAAUUGGUCGUGGAGCUCGACCUGAAGCCGAGGAGCUUGUGCAUUGGUGCCACGGAGCCCCUGGUAUCGUCUACUUGAUGGCAAAAGCAUACUUGGUCUGGAGUGACGAGAAAUAUCUGCAGGCGGCUGUCAAGUGUGCUGAAUGUACUUGGAACAAGGGUCUGCUGCGCAAAGGACCUGGAAUUUGCCAUGGAGUUGCCGGCAGUGGUUACGUCUUUCUGCUCUUGUUCCGUUUGACAGGAGAGCAGCACUACCUGCAGAGAGCCCACGCUUUUGCCCAGUUCAUCGAUUCUGAGGAGUUUAAGCCCCUUUUGCUGAAACCAGACAGCCCUUACAGCUUGUAUGAAGGGCUUGCAGGAACUUGCUGUUUUCUUGAUGAUCUCGCUCACCCUGAAUCAGCAGCAUUCCCUUUCUCAGAUGUUUUCUAACCUUUCAAACUUAAAAUGACUUUUGCAAAACUAUUUUAAACAGAAAAGACAUUUGCAAAACUUGCCACUACAAUAUAUGCCAUUUUUUUAAUAAUAAUUUAACCUAAUCAUCACAUUCAUGUUUCUUUGGUUGGUUGUUGACUAUAUUGUAAAUAAUUCUUGAGACUGACAGUUUCAGAUCUUUUUUAUCUUUGCGAGGAACAAAUUUUCUUUUCAUAUAUGAAUAAAAUAUUCAAAAUAUUAUACCGCAACUCGGAUAGAGUA